This is a messenger RNA of Ornithodoros turicata, 831 nucleotides long. RefSeq lists its product as uncharacterized. Bases 1 to 831 code for a protein of 276 amino acids. The transcript is spliced from 2 exons. Lineage: Eukaryota; Metazoa; Arthropoda; Arachnida; Ixodida; Argasidae. The record is from RefSeq and is a predicted model, not a curated record.
AUGACAGAAUCUCAGCCGCCUCUGACCAUAGAAACAGACCACAAACCGACUGAGAGCAUUGCUAGGAAACCACUAAGCAAGGCACCACCAAGACUACAGAGGUUGCUACUAGACGUGCAGCAGUACGCACUGACAAUUACGUACAAGAAGGGCACCGAGUUGGUGACAGCAGACCUACUGAGCAGAGACUGCGUAAAUGUCGAAACAACAGAAGAGUGCACAUCAGACUUGCAAGUCAUGGCAAUAGUGCUGAUGGCACAAGAGACAUGGGAGGAGCUCAAAAGAAACUUCGCCAGAGACGAGGACUUUCAAGCAGUUGUGAAACUAGUCACAGAAGGAUGGCCUAACAACACUCAUGAACUAACCGAACCAACGAAGCUCUACUGGUCAUUCCGAGAUGAGCUUUCUGUCUAUGAAGGCGUCCUGUUCAGAGGAGACCGACUAGUCAUACCUAAGUCAUGGAGAGGCCGGCUGCUCAAACAGAUCCACAUGGGACAUAGUGGCAUAAACAGUUGCCUCAAGAGAGCCAGAGAAACAGUUUACUGGCCAGGCAUGUCUUCAAACAUAAAGGACCAUGUUGAACGGUGCUCCUCGUGCCAAGAGACAGAGAGGAUGCCACAACGUGAGCCACUGCACAUGAAGGAAGUACCAAGUCUCCCAUGGGAAAGAGUUGCAACAGACCUCUGCAGUUUUGAAGGCCAAACCUACAUUGUCAUAGUCGAUAGUUACUCUGGAUACCUGGACUUUAAAGCACUUCCCCAAGCAGCACACAAUAUUGGACCCAUAUUGGCUGGUCAUUGGCGAAACGGGUCCCAUAUUGGACCCGUAUGA